Molecule: messenger RNA, 2210 nt
Organism: Polypterus senegalus (gray bichir)
Lineage: Eukaryota; Metazoa; Chordata; Cladistia; Polypteriformes; Polypteridae
Exons: 3
Coding region: 356-820 (154 amino acids)
Source: RefSeq, a predicted model, not a curated record
UUGGAUCUUAACUAUUUGAUCUGUCAGGUCACACUCGAAACACAGCUUUAAAAAGUACGAAAAAUAGGUGUUAGAGAAUUUCAGAUUGUUGAAGCUCAUCCCCCACCCUCAAAGUAAGAGGGGGAGAACAGCAGGGGGCGGGGUGGGGGUGGAAUAGAGUGAGUGAGGCCAGGACACACUGCUAUCCCGGCAGAGCAGAUGUUUAUCUACUUGAGGAGCACGAGGCAGGCACAAGAUUGUGGGCAGACCCAGAUGGCAUUAUCAUCACAAAACACUGCAACCAAAUGGACCUACAAUUUUAGAAUAGAGUGAAGGCAAACUUCUUCUACAAGAAAUCAUUCCGAAUCUGUGUAACAUGCCAACUGACGAAGGAAACAUGAGUAGUGGGAUCUUCACUAAUAGUUCUGUGCCAGCUGCAACUCCAACCUCCCUGGUGACGCUGCUCUUCAGCAUGAAGCAUCCUCAGUCCACUCCAGCUGUUUCAGCUUAUCCUCCAAACCCAGACUCAUUGCCUAUAAUACUGGCAGUGCUGUGCAUCUUUCUCCUCUUUGCCAGCUGCGCGGUAUUCAUGGCACUUUGCAAGCCCAGUAGUCUAGAUGAUACAAGUCAUGCUACUCGGGGAACCAUGCCAGACCACCCUAAUGAUCCCAGCGAACCCCAGCUGCGACUGUGGAAGCGUCUAGGCUCAUUGAGACGAUCUCUGUCCUCUGUUCAUAGAAGCCGUCCAGUAUCACUAGCACAACGCUCCAUACCAAGAUUGGAUUUCCAGUCCAAAGACAAUGUCCCUCAGCUAGACUUCAUGGAAUCUACAAAAAUGUGAGGAUAUUUAAACUGAGAGCUAAGGUUACUCAGUGCUUUGUUAGUCAAAGUGACUAAAGGUGAUAGACCACGAAACAUCUAAUGGGUUCCACAUUAAAUUUUAAAUGCUGCAUUUCCUUUAAAAAUGACAUUUAAGAAAGGAUGGAAGUCGUUCAAUUAAGUCCUCACUGCACCCCUGUCUCAAUGAGUGAUCCAACUUACAUUACUUGUCUGCAGUUUCAUACAUCAGAUAUGGAAUUGUGGAUAGUUCAAGCUGGGACUGUGAUGAUUAUACUGAAAAGUUAAUGCACAAUAUUUCCUUAAUGGAAGAAAAUGGCCAAAAGGGUCAUCUGUUGAGGAAAGAUCUAGGUUAUGUAGACAACGCAUAAAACUUGAGGUCUAACAGCAUAUGAGAGACAAAAAUGAACAGAAAUUCUGCAGUGAAUGGAGAGAAGAGGUCUCUAAUUGUCAUGUGGAACACAAUCUUUGACUGUAUAAUCUGAGAGACUCCAGUGAAGUGAAUCACACUUCAAUGUACUGUAUGAGGGACAAUAUUUAAUAGCGGGUGAAAUGCAUAGAAAAUGAGUAGACACCAGAAAAUGAGUAGAGCACUAAAUAAAACCAGACUGACUGCUUUCUGAAUGACAUGCUGACCUAUAUUACUUUAGUUUUUAUGCAUUACAACAAAAAAUACAACAUGCACAAAUUUUCAAAACCAUCUGGUCCAGUACAGGAGAGUAACAAAUUAAGAUUUUAAUCUUAUGGCUGAUGGCAAGUUUUAUAUAUACAUAUUAAUGGUUAUAACUGCUCACAUGUAAUAGGAAAGAAUUCAACAUUUACAGCAGAAUGAUACAUGUUGAUGAGGACUCUGUUCUAAGUCACACUUUUCUGACUAAAAAACGAAAACAUUUUAAACUGUAAUGAAAGAAGCAAUAGACAAAAUGACUUGUUAUAAAAACCUGUGUAUCAUUUACGAAAAAGCUGACCUAAUUUUUCCUGGGUAUGAGAUUAAUGCUAAGGCAAGAAAUACAAUUGCACCUUUUAAGAAAGUGACAGGGCUGACCUCUGCAUAUCAGCAAUUGCCUGGAAAUCCCAACUUAGGGUCAAAAGGUUAUGAAAUUGUGUGGUGCAUUGAACUACUUGUUUGCCUUCAGUAAUUGUACCCCAUCCAGAGUUCAUUUUUGACUUGCUCCAGAUCCUACCAUAUGAAGUUUCUGGUUGCUGCUCAGCAGAAGGAAAGGAGUUAUGAUCCAAAAUUGAAAGGCACAAUUGUACCUUCGUUAUAUUAUUCAAAACACGAAAUGUUCAAUUCCUGGCAUGAUAUGGUCAGGUUCUGAGAAUUAAUUUUUCAUUAGUAUGUCUUUCAUACACUGUUUCCAUUAAAGUAUAAGUUUGGUAUUUGUUAAGAUUAA